UUUGAGACAGGUCUCCCUCUAUCGCCCAGGCUGGAGUGCAGUGGUGCAAACAUAGUUCUGUGCAGCUGUAAAUUCCUGGGCUCAAGUGAUCCUCCCAUCUCAGCCUCCCGAGUAGCUGGGACUACAGGUGUCUACCACCACGCCUGACUAAUUACCUCUUCUUUUGUAGAUACAUCAGCUACAUGGAAGCAGAAAACCAAACAGGAUUUUUAGAGUUUAUCCUUCUCGGACUCUCUGAGGAUCCAGAACUGCAGCCGUUCAUAUUUGGGCUGUUCCUGUCCAUGUACCUGAUCACGGUGCUGGGAAACCUGCUCAUCAUCCUGGCCAUCAGCUCUGACUCCCACCUCCACACCCCCAUGUACUUCUUCCUCUCCAACCUGUCCUGGGUUGACAUCUGUUUCAGCACCUGCAUCGUCCCCAAGAUGCUGGUGAACAUCCAGACCAAGAACAAAAGCAUCUCUUACAUGGACUGCCUCACCCAGGUCUAUUUCUCCAUGUUUUUUCCUAUUCUGGACACGCUACUCCUGACCGUGAUGGCCUAUGACCGGUUUGUGGCCGUCUGCCACCCCCUGCACUAUAUAACCAUCAUGAACCCCCGCCUCUGUGGCCUCCUGGUUUUUGUCACGUGGCUCAUUGGUGUCAUGACAUCCCUCCUCCAUAUUUCUCUGAUGACGCAUCUAACCUUCUGUAAAGAUUUUGAAAUUCCACAUUUUUUCUGCGAACUGACACACAUCCUCCAGCUGGCCUGCUCUGAUACCUUCCUGAACAGCACGUUGAUAUAUGUUAUGACGGGUGUGCUGGGCGUUUUUCCCCUCCUUGGGAUCAUUUUCUCUUAUUCACGAAUCGCUUCAUCCAUAAGGAAGAUGUCCUCAUCUGGGGGAAAAGAGAAAGCACUUUCUACCUGUGGCUCUCACCUCUCCGUCAUUUCUUUAUUUUAUGGGACAGGCAUUGGGGUCCACUUCACUUCUGCGGUGACUCAUUCUUCCCAGAACAUCUCCGUGGCCUCGGUGAUGUACACGGUAGUCACCCCCAUGUUGAACCCCUUCAUCUACAGCCUGAGGAACAAGGAUGUGAAGGGGGCCCUGGGGAGACUCCUCAGGAGGGCAACUCCUUGUCUGUGA
Molecule: messenger RNA, 1121 nt
Organism: Mandrillus leucophaeus (drill)
Lineage: Eukaryota; Metazoa; Chordata; Mammalia; Primates; Cercopithecidae
Product: olfactory receptor 7D2
Exons: 1
Coding region: 183-1121 (312 amino acids)
Biological process (GO): G protein-coupled receptor signaling pathway
Cellular component (GO): membrane
Molecular function (GO): G protein-coupled receptor activity; olfactory receptor activity
Source: RefSeq, a predicted model, not a curated record